CUUUUCCUGGAUGAUGCCAAAGUCAAGAACUUCACCACUUGUUUCAAAGACCUUUCCUUCCUUUCCUUCUUCUUCCUUCACCUGGAGCCCAACCGGAGCAGUCGCUACGAGUCGGAAUUCCCAUUCCUUUCCCGCUGUGGAAGGGAAAGGAAUUUUCUCCGUUGCUCUGAUCGUCCUGUGGUUUUCACCCAUCUCAUCCCUGGAAAUUCCCAUGGGAAUCACUUCCUUUCCUACUGUGGAGGUGGAGAACGUUUAGUUGUGCCUUUCCAACCGGAAAAACUUUGGAUAUUCCCAAAAAAUGGCAGGUUGUAUCAUCCAGCUCCGGAAAAAAUUGGAGGAAUUGGAUUAGUUCGGUCGGCGUUGGUUGAGGAAUGGAGUUCAUUGUUCCGGUAUUCCCAAGGUUUUCCAGAGGAAAUUCCAAGUCAUUUUGUUUGGGAAGGGAAGAGUUAUAAACUCUCUGGGGAUUUGGGAAGGAAAGAGAUGGGAGAAAUUUGGGAAUCGGUGCCGGGAAUGGGGUGA
Messenger RNA from Acanthisitta chloris (rifleman), 519 nucleotides. Its product is annotated as chromosome unknown open reading frame, human C8orf82. The record is from RefSeq and is a predicted model, not a curated record. NCBI's taxonomy places the organism in Eukaryota, Metazoa, Chordata, Aves, Passeriformes, Acanthisittidae. The annotation marks the transcript as partial. The transcript is spliced from 2 exons.